UUCGGUAUCAUGAAACACUAAAGACCUAAAACCGAAAAUUUAACUAUCAUUAUUAAAAUUAUUUUGUGUGAUUAUUAAACAUUUAUUUUGUAUUGUUGAACUGUUCUCAAGCUUUUAAAGUUUAAACAAAAUGUAUAAAAAUUAUUGGUGCGUUUUAUUUGUAACGUUAACGUAUUGUUACUACUAUGCGGUUACGUCGUACGUUAUUGAACCCUACAACGUUGACGAACCAUCGAAAUCAAGCUCUGAAUCGUUUGCAAUCGCCGAAGCGGAUGGAGAUGGUUCUCAUUUAUGUUAUGGAUGCCAUAAACAUACAGCAGAAGCAACAAAAAUCACAAUCUCCGAAGUGGAUUUAACGGCUUUACGAAUUGAGUAUAUUAAACAGCAAAUACUGAAAAAACUACGUUUAAAAGAACCGCCAAAAGGUUUAAUGUCGUUAUCGGAUCUACCAAAACCGCUUGAGAAAGGUGAUGCUCUUUUAGUUCACGAUUCCGAGCAUGCAGCGGAUGAACAGUAUUUUGCUAAAACUACACAAGCGGUUCUGUUCCCAUUCGAUGUUAUGGAAGGUUGUGAUGAAGAUCGACGCACACCAGCUGCAUGUUUUUCAUUACAAUUACCGUACGAUUUGGAUUAUCAAAAUAUUCGCUCCGCUGAGUUAUGGUUAUAUAAACGACCCGAUAUGUUUGAUAGUCAUAAUCAAACGUUUGUCAUCUCUGAAAUGGCUCAUUGGGAUCCAAAACAUAGUUUUCCACGUAUUAAACCAAUUGCCAUACUUGAAACAGCUACUGAAGAGGGUUGGAUCCGUGCAGAUAUUGCACCCUCCGUCCGUGAAUGGCUCCAAUACAAUGAGUACAAUCACUCAAUCAACGUUGCAUGCAAGACUUGCGGCAUGGAUGUCUCUGAAUCACCGAUAUCCCAUAAAACGGAGCAUAAAUUAUUCCUAGUAAUAUCAACAUACUUCCAUCAGAACCCAACGGCAAUGCAAUAUGAUGCCUCCGCACGAACGGGACGAAAUCGUCGUCAUAAUAUGAAUUGUAAUCCAGAUGCAAAAGAAUGUUGUCGGGAAAAUUUGUAUAUUUCAUUCAAGGAUAUCGGAUGGUCUGAUUGGAUUAUAUUUCCAAGUGGAUAUAAUGCAUAUUUCUGUCGGGGAUCCUGUACCUCAGCGGCUGCGGUUACUGUCAGCGGAUCGCAUUAUAAUUCUAUUAUUCGGGCAUACUUAUAUCAAGGUGUUCCAGAAAAUUUACGCCUUGAAUUGUUACCAUGUUGUACGGCCACGCAGUUCCAGCCGUUACAAUUACUGUACAUGGACAAUAACAAUACAAUUACACUGAAAAUGUUACCAAAUAUGAUUGUGGAAUCGUGUGGAUGUUUGUGAUAACACGGGAAUUGGAAUAGAAACAAGAACAGGAUCAAAAAACAUCUGAUUAUGUUUUUAAUGUAACUUAGAAAAACAAAAUAUUCUGGAAUAAAUCAAUUGAGUAUAUAUGCGCAAUUCAGCUGCGUUUUUGAGUUUGAGACUAAGUGACAUGAGUUUGUGAAGUACGUAAUUUUGUGUGAAGUAUUCAAGAAAAUCAAACCUGAUUUCAUUUUUGAUUUUUUGUAUUUAUUUAUACAUCGCACUAAAACAUCGCACUAAAGUAUUCGUCCCAGCCAUUUUAAAUUCCUAGAAAAAUCAAUGGCAUAUUUCGAACUCUUCAAUUUACUCACCAUCAGUAUGAAUCAACUAUCGAAGUACUUAUUGAAGUGAACAUUUGGGCACUUUUGGGAUAGCCAAAAAGUAUUGAAGUCGCGUGACAAAAACUUGUCUAAUGCAACUUUUCGAGAAGACGUAACAGUCGGUGUAUAUACGAAUACUGAAGUUUUAGUGCUCUAAUCAAAGCAAUAUGAAUCAAUAUCGAUUAUUUUUUGUUAAGCCUUUAGCGGUUGGAUUAGCGGAUUCCAUUUUAAACGAAGUAUUAGA
Chrysoperla carnea is the source of this 1960-nucleotide messenger RNA. RefSeq names its product growth/differentiation factor 8 (gene daw). Gene Ontology annotation, biological process: SMAD protein signal transduction; BMP signaling pathway. The record is from RefSeq and is a predicted model, not a curated record. The coding region runs from base 131 to 1375 and encodes 414 amino acids. Gene Ontology annotation, cellular component: extracellular region. Lineage: Eukaryota; Metazoa; Arthropoda; Insecta; Neuroptera; Chrysopidae. The transcript has 4 exons. Gene Ontology annotation, molecular function: growth factor activity; cytokine activity.